AAGUCAGUGAGGGAGCAAAAGAAAAGUCAACCCAAUCAGACGAAAAAAUCUAGAACAAGCCUUUGUGGAAGUCCCUCCCUUGAAUUUUAGCGAGGUAGAGCUGCUAUAUGCUCGGACGUCAGAGGGACGAUGGUGGAGGGCUGGUAAAGAUGGCGGCGCUCUCCGAGGAUGGGAGGUAUGGACUGAAUUGUGGCCGACGGAAUGCAGAUCGAGUCACCGUUUUGCACGUAAAAUUGACAGAGACAGCUUUCAGAGCAAUAGAGAGCCACCAAACCAAUAAGAAUGUACCGUCCUCGCGGCCAACAAUACAAUUCAAGGGACUCCAAGGGCGUAUUAAGAUCCCAAGGACUGACUCUCUGGAUGGCUCUCAGAACUUUGACUUCUAUCUGUCCAACGUGGGCAAGGACAACCCCCAGGGAAGCUUUGAGUGCAUCCAACAAUACGUGUCCAGCUCAGGGACCCCCCACCUGGUGUCCUUGGGGACGAUUCAGGACAAAGUUACAGUGUGUGCCACCAACGACUCCUACCAGGUGACCCGGGAGCGCAUGGCGCAGGCCGAUGAGGACAGUCGCAAACGGGGGACCAAGGUCCUCAAGCCUGUGGGCCAGUUCAGAGGUAAGAAAGUCCAGAUCCGCAAGCCAGCGCCGUCAGGCUCCGAACCAGUUGCGGAGCGCAAACGCUCCACCCCCAUCAACCCAGCCAACACCAUCCGCAAGUGCCUUGCCAACAACCCGGUGUCCCAGCGGCCCUACCGCGACCGCCUCGUCCACCUGCUGGCUCUGCGCUCUUACAAGAAGCUGGAGCUACUGGCCAGGUUGCAACGGGACGGGGUCAGCCAGAAGGACCGCAGCUCUCUGGGGAGCACCCUGCAGCAAGUGGCCAACCUGAACCCCAAAGAUAACUCUUACUCUCUGAAGGACUUUGUGUACCGCGAUGUGCAGAGGGACUGGCCGGGCUACUCCGAGGAUGACCGCGUUCAGGUCAACGGGAUCUUGGUUCGGAAACUGGGCCUUCCCACUGAGACACUUUCCUCCAGCAGUCCUCUUAAAGACGGCCUCCCGGCUUCCCCACAGCAGAAGUGCCAGCCCGAGUUGCCAGUUCACUUCACCGACCCUCUGAUGCCGAAGAAGCCCCGCAUCUCCCAUGUCACCAGCCAAGGGCCCCCUUCCGCCCCAACCCCCAUCCCCACCUCGUCCUCUAGAGAGCGCCGCGCCCCCCCGAAGGAGGACGACAGCCACCACAGCGCCGCUGCCACCACCAACACAAAGCGCUCGUCUCUCCCAGCCAGCACCACCACCACUGCUGGUCCGCCCCUCAACCACCACCACCUUCCCCCUCCCUCCCAGCUCCAGGUUUCUCAACGCCCUCCCCCGUCGCAUCAGUCUGGCCCGGGCUCCAACUCCAACUCGCCCAGCACGCCUGAGGGCCGUGGCACCCAGGACCUGCCCCUGGACCAGAGCUCGACUUGCCUGGAACCCCCCUCACCGAUGGCCACCUCCAGCCCCCCGAGCAGGACCGCUGACCGUUAUGGCCCCUGCAUGCCGCCACCAGCCAGCUCCAGUCCCCAAAGCCACUCAGCCCUCACCAUCUCUUCUUCAUCCUCCUCAUCCUCUACUAUUAUUCCCCCUCCCUCGCCAAGCAGUAGCAAGAAGUCUAAGAAAAAGUCAAAGAAGCACAAAGAGAAGGAGAGGCGCAAGGAUGUGCGAAGCAGUAAAGGCGAUGGCCCUGGUGUCAGCCCCCGAGGGGUGCCGGUUGUGGACGCUCAGAGGCCCAGGAAGAGACACCGCGCCAAGGCGGAGGAGAGACAAACGCCAGUCAUCCCCGCCAAGAGCCCAGUCUGCCCGGACGAAGACACUAAAGAGAGGCCAGUCCACUCGUCAGACCUAUCCUCCACCACUGUGAUGCCAGAUUACAUAAGUAAGUACACGGCAGUGGUGUCUAUGGACCAGAGGCAGACCUACAAGGACGAAUUCAACGCCGAGUAUGAGGAGUACCGCGUCCUGCAUACCCGUGUGGAGAACAUCACCCGCCGCUUCCACCAUCUAGACACCGAGUCCAGGAGGCUGCCUCCCGGCACCAAAGAGUACCAGGAAGUACAUGAAGAAGUGUUGCAGGAGUACAAUAAAAUGAGACAACACAGCCCAAACUACCAGGUGGAGAAGCAGCGCUGCGAGUACCUGCACAACAAGCUGGCCCACAUCAAGCGCCUCAUCGCUGACUUUGACCAGCGCAGGGCCCAGUCCUGGCGCUAGAGCUCCAGCUUCAAGACCACAGUGUUGAGGGGUGGGCAGAGCAAGGGGAGUCCAACUGGCUUUUAUUUAUUCAGACCCCUCUGCCACCGCUUCCUUCCUUUACCCUUUCUUUCUACCUUUUUGAUUCCACAGGCUGCAGGAGGCUACAGUACACCAUCUUCAAAUUCUUAUUCACUGCCGCCCCCCCCCCUAACAUUUUCUCGUAUUGGUUUCUCCUGAAGCUCCUCUCCAUUGCUACAACACUGGUCUAGAGGAAGGGAGCUACAUGUGAGGGGGUGGUAGGGCAUAAAUACUUAACGCGUCUUACCUUUUGAAGGACUUAUCCCUAAAAAUGAACAACAAAAAUUAAACUUAUUUUUGAAAGCAGAGAAAAUAUUAUACUUACACUUGUAUUUAAGUAAAUAAAGAGGGAGAUCUAUUUAUUUUGGACUGUUAUGAUGGAGGAGCGGUCCACAGAUGAUUUAUUGUUUAAAAAGUUUAUAUUUUCCAAAAGCAAUGCAAAAAAACGUGGGCCUUAUGUGUUUGACUUUAUGAAGCCAUUUUGCACGUGAGAGAUCCCAUGCUGCAUCCCAGUGGUCCAAAGUGGCUCAUCUUCAUUGUAAAGUAGAGGGCUCAAGGAAAGGAAUCCACUUGAGCAAUUGAGAUGUAACACCAAUGUGUGUGUGCAUGGGUUAUAAAUGGCUUAUAAUUGGGGUGGGAUGGGUAAAUUAGUAGUAUCUGUCCCCUGACAGCAGGGGCGUGCUACCCUGAGCACCACCAGUGUUUCUGCCCUCAGUGCAAAAGGGUGCCUUAACGUGUUUAGUUUACACUGCAAUGUCGAGUCGCUGAGACUUCUAGGGUCCCCAAGGCAACACGGGGGAACUACAACCACCUGGCUACAGGUCACACAGACCAGUGUGUGUGUGUGUGUGUGUCGGGGGGAGGGGGGGACAGUAAAGAAAAUGUCUGAGGUGAAGUGGUACCUUUUUGAGAGGUGAGGGGGUUUCAAGAGGGGCUACAAAGGUCAGGGUGGUUUGUGUGUGUGUGAGUGUGACCUGUGUAUGGGUGGGUGCCAAUGUAAAACAGGGGGGGGGUUAACAGGUUGGGGCGAAAACACAAAGGGGGGGGGGGGGGAGAAGAAAAGAAAAAAGUUUAAAAAAAGCUGCUUUAGUCUUUGUUUGAAGAGCCAGAGCCCUCAGGAUCAACCUGGCUAAAGUUACAUGUUCUUAAUUGGGAGGCUGUUCUAGAGUAGCAAAUCUCUAGAAGGACUACAGCGUUGCCUCGCCAGCUUAUUUAAAGGAAAACAGGCUGUGUUCUGUUUGACAAGGGGGGAAAAAACGAAUGCAUCCACCAGAAGACAAAUCUGUAUUACGAUGACAAAUGUAUUAUUCUCGAUUCUAGUUUUGGCAGUGCAGCAGAACUAUGGAAGAACUACGAUUUAGCAUUUCUGUUUUAGGUUUUUGAAUUAAACUCAUGCUGAUUUAGUUUGGAUGGGUUAUGAUAAUGAAAAUCAACUUUUGAGUCUAUUUCAUGAUAUCGUUAAUUAACAAGCUCCUUUGAGCUCAAGGGAAACAUUAUGUUUACAAACCUGUGUUAGAAUGUUUGCCCAAAAAAUUUACUGUUCUGGUAUUCAAGUGGAGGAUUUAACCUAUCAGUUGUCACACUGAUACCAGAGACAGGAUAUGAAAUGUAUUCCCUGGAAAAUUGCUUAUUUUUGUUCUUUUUUUUUUGAGGGGGGUGGGGAUAUUCUAAUACUUUUUCUUCAUUUGAACUUUUUUUCUGUUUCCGGGGGGUGGGGGGUAUAAAAAAUUAUAAUUAUAUAUAAUUGUAAGAAACUGAAGAUGCAAACUUGCUGCCGUAUGGUGUAAUGUAAGUCUGUGAUAGAGCUCAUAUCAACUGUAGUGAAAUGAUUGGGGCUUCCUUUUGAAUGGGCCAGUCUCUGCAGCAGACCGACUCUUUCCAGAGGUAGUGUCACUUUUUAAAACAGGAGCUUGGCUCUCUCCAGUCACACAAGCCAACUAUAUUUCAGUGUUGCUGUAUUUCAAUUUAAGUCACACUCUAUAAGGACCAUGAGCUCAACAUGCUUAAGAGGGAUUUGUAGACAUGAAAAAUACAUAUUUGCAGAUCCUGAGUCCCAAGAGGAGUACUGAAGUACAGGAUCCAUUCCCAGGAAAGUGGGUACUUGGUCAGAGCCUCACUCAAAUAAUUUGUGUGAUGGGCUCAGUUUAUUUUAUUUUUCCCCUUUUCCCAUAACUGUAUUGCAGUCGUUUCCCAGAAUUUGUGAGUCACCCAAGGUUGACCCAAUAGCCAAAAUGUACGCUAGGCUGCACACAACUCCCAAGGUCUAGUCCGUCUCACUGCCCCCCCUCCUUCCUCCUUUUUAAAGACAGCUCUGUAACAUAGCUGCAUUGUUGCUAAGCCCCACUCCCUUCCAGCCCCUCUGAAGCAGUAAGCCACUCUGCUAAUCGCUAAUCGUUCUCAUACUGGGGCUCAGGGAGAGGCUGUCCUCGCCGCGACCCCGCAGGCUAAUGCCCAGCUAAAGGAGCGUCAGCCAGGAGAUGGGUCAGAGGACAUUUAGCUGGGUCUUAACAUGGCAGGCCGCUAAGUGACUCAUCAGUACUGCUGGAAGCAAGGAAGGAAGGAGGGCUGAGAGCGCAAAAGCAGAUGAGUUGUUUUUGUUAUGUUGGGGGAGGAGGGGUCAAGUUUUAAUGAGAUAAAGGGCAAACAAGUGUUAAACACCAUUUCAAAACUGUAUGGAUUGUGAAGGAGUGGUAAACCUGCCCACCUGAAAAUGCAUUAAAUCAGUACAAUAAAAGCCAACUUGGUUCUACAUUGAA
Messenger RNA from Salvelinus fontinalis (brook trout), 5068 nucleotides. Its product is annotated as RNA polymerase II elongation factor ELL2-like. The coding region runs from base 108 to 2252 and encodes 714 amino acids. Lineage: Eukaryota; Metazoa; Chordata; Actinopteri; Salmoniformes; Salmonidae. Gene Ontology annotation, cellular component: transcription elongation factor complex. The transcript has 12 exons. Gene Ontology annotation, molecular function: cis-regulatory region sequence-specific DNA binding. The record is from RefSeq and is a predicted model, not a curated record. Gene Ontology annotation, biological process: transcription elongation by RNA polymerase II; positive regulation of transcription elongation by RNA polymerase II; snRNA transcription by RNA polymerase II.